AUGUCUGAACCGAAGAAGCAAGAAAAGGAUUACACCAAAGAGGUGGACGAGGCUUUGCCUGAGGCGAAGUCACUGGCUGAGUCAGGGAAGCUACAGGAUUCACUCGAAAAGCUCUUUGCGCUCGAGAAACAAACACGAAAUGCAUCAGACUUGAAGUCUACCACCCGUCUCGUAACGGCCAUCCUCGAACUUUGCUACGCCGCACGGGACCACAAACAAUUGAUCUCGAGUAUCAAUGUGCUGAGCAAGAAACAGGGCCAGCUCAAGGCUUCCAUUCAGGCGAUGGUGGAGCUCGCUAUGGGCUGGUUGGAGGAGAUCAAGCAGCGGGAUGGGUUGGAGAAGUGGCUUGAGCUUCUUGAGACUCUGCGUGCCGUUACGGAGGGAAAGAUCUUUUUGGAAACACAACGAGCGCGCGUCACUCUUCUUCUCGCUCAACAUCAUGAAUCUCUCGCCUCGACUGGCGCCGCAACUUCUCCCGAGGCUCGCGAAGCCUUCAUCACUGCAUCUGACCUCUUAUCUGACCUGCAAGUCGAGACAUACUCCUCCAUGGAGCGCCGAGAGAAGACAGAAUUUAUUCUGGAGCAGAUGAGGUUGCUGAUCGCUGUGGCGAGACUGAAGGAUGCAGAGAGUGGGAAGGACGGCAAGGACGCUAUGGGUGGCGGAGAGGGUGAAUGGGUGAAGGUCCGGGUCGGGAGUAGGAAGGUCAACGAGGAGUUCUUGAAGGAGAAGGAAAAUGAGGUGUGUUCCAAUUUUUGUUUGAGUUAUCUAGAUCUCAAACUCAAAUACUACGACAUGAUGGUCCAACACGGCCUCCGCCACACUGCUUACCUCGACGUCGCCAAGUACUACUACAAGGUUUGGGAGACACCAACAAUCAAAGAGGAUGUUAGUGGCAAGGGCCGAAUAGCCCUCGAACACAUUGUCUACUUCGUGGUUCUGGCGCCACACGACAAUGAGCAGUCAGAUAUGAUGCACCGGCUAUUCCUGGAUCCUGCUCUCACAAAACUCGAGCUGCACUACAACCUUGUCAAGUCGUUUACCACGACGGAGCUGAUGAGGUGGCCCGGCAUCGAGUCCAUCUAUGGCCCCUUCCUCCGUCAAACGGAAACGUUCAAGGAGGAAAAGCACUGGAAGGACCUCCAUACUCGGGUCAUCGAACACAACAUCCGCGUCAUCGCCAAAUACUACACCCGCAUCACCCUUACCCGUCUCAACUCCCUCCUUGAUCUCAGCGCACAACAAGCAGAAGAGACACUUGGUCGUCUCGUCGUCUCAGGGACGAUUUGGGCGCGUAUCGACCGUCCAGCAGGGAUCAUCAACUUCCGCAACAAGCGUAGCGCAGAGGACGUCAUGAACGACUGGAGUUCAGACAUGCAAAAGCUGCUCGGGUUCGUGGAGAAGACGUGGAUGGAGAUGAACGCUGCCCAGGCGGCACAGUCGAAGAUUAAGGCAUGA
Molecule: messenger RNA, 1455 nt
Organism: Stereum hirsutum FP-91666 SS1
Lineage: Eukaryota; Fungi; Basidiomycota; Agaricomycetes; Russulales; Stereaceae
Exons: 8
Coding region: 1-1455 (484 amino acids)
Cellular component (GO): cytoplasm; proteasome regulatory particle, lid subcomplex; nuclear proteasome complex
Source: RefSeq, a predicted model, not a curated record